AUGGUCUUCAAGGUCCCUUCCCACCUAGAUGAAUCUACAAUUCCACGAGUGUGGGACUCGAUGGUCUUCAAGGUCCCUUCCCACCUAGAUGAAUCUACAAUUCCACGAGUGUGGGACUCGAUGGUCUUCAAGGUCCCUUCCCACCUAGAUGAAUCUACAAUUCCACGAGUGUGGGACUCGAUGGUCUUCAAGGUCCCUUCCCACCUAGAUGAAUCUACAAUUCCACGAGUGUGGGACUCGAUGGUCUUCAAGGUCCCUUCCCACCUAGAUGAAUCUACAAUUCCACGAGUGUGGGACUCGAUGGUCUUCAAGGUCCCUUCCCACCUAGAUGAAUCUACAAUUCCACGAGUGUGGGACUCGAUGGUCUUCAAGGUCCCUUCCCACCUAGAUGAAUCUACAAUUCCACGAGUGUGGGACUCGAUGGUCUUCAAGGUCCCUUCCCACCUAGAUGAAUCUACAAUUCCACGAGUGUGGGACUCGAUGGUCUUCAAGGUCCCUUCCCACCUAGAUGAAUCUACAAUUCCACGAGUGUGGGACUCGAUGGUCUUCAAGGUCCCUUCCCACCUAGAUGAAUCUACAAUUCCACGAGUGUGGGACUCGAUGGUCUUCAAGGUCCCUUCCCACCUAGAUGAAUCUACAAUUCCACGAGUGUGGGACUCGAUGGUCUUCAAGGUCCCUUCCCACCUAGAUGAAUCUACAAUUCCACGAGUGUGGGACUCGAUGGUCUUCAAGGUCCCUUCCCACCUAGAUGAAUCUACAAUUCCACGAGUGUGGGACUCGAUGGUCUUCAAGGUCCCUUCCCACCUAGAUGAAUCUACAAUUCCACGAGUGUGGGACUCGAUGGUCUUCAAGGUCCCUUCCCACCUAGAUGAAUCUACAAUUCCACGAGUGUGGGACUCGAUGGUCUUCAAGGUCCCUUCCCACCUAGAUGAAUCUACAAUUCCACGAGUGUGGGACUCGAUGGUCUUCAAGGUCCCUUCCCACCUAGAUGAAUCUACAAUUCCACGAGUGUGGGACUCGAUGGUCUUCAAGGUCCCUUCCCACCUAGAUGAAUCUACAAUUCCACGAGUGUGGGACUCGAUGGUCUUCAAGGUCCCUUCCCACCUAGAUGAAUCUACAAUUCCACGAGUGUGGGACUCGAUGGUCUUCAAGGCCCCUUCCCACCUAGAUGAAUCUACAAUUCCACGAGUGUGGGACUCGAUGGUCUUCAAGGUCCCUUCCCACCUAGAUGAAUCUACAAUUCCACGAGUGUGGGACUCGAUGGUCUUCAAGGUCCCUUCCCACCUAGAUGAAUCUACAAUUCCACGAGUGUGGGACUCGAUCUUCAAGGUCCCUUCCCACCUAGACGAUUCUACAAUUCCGCGACUGUGGGCGCAGCGAGGCGCCUGCGCAGGGCUCCCCGCAGCCCCAGGCUCAGCCCCGUGCCCCGUGCUGCAUGCCACCAUCAGCGAGCUGCUGGAGGAGCAGCAGGAGCGUGUGCCGCCACCGAAGCUGCAGGUGAAGUUCAGUCUCCGCUCCUCGCCGCACGCCGAAGAGGACGGUUGCGCGCUCGCCGUCGGCCAACACAAGUGUCUGGAGGACUGCAAGUUCAAUGUGACAGCUAAAACCUUCUUCAUCAUUCACGGCUGGACUAUGAGCGGCAUGUUCGAAACCUGGCUGGGCAGCUUGGUAUCCGCUCUUCAGGAGAGGGAGAAGGAUGCCAAUGUGGUGGUGGUGGAUUGGCUUUCACUUGCCCACCAGCUCUACACCGAUGCUGUGAACAACACGCAGAUCGUCGGGAAAAGCAUCGCCAGGCUGCUCGACUGGUUACAGGAGAAACCACUCUUCCAGCUUGAGAAUGUCCACCUGAUCGGGUACAGCCUGGGUGCCCAUGUCGCCGGCUUUGCUGGUAACCACGUCCAUGGGACAAUAGGCAGAAUCACAGGCCUGGAUCCGGCUGGCCCUAUGUUUGAAGGAGUGGACCCUAGCAGGCGCCUCUCCCCUGAUGAUGCUAACUUUGUGGAUGUCCUUCACACCUACACAAGGGAAACACUCGGUGUUAGCAUUGGGAUCCAGACCUGCCAUGGGGAGGGGGCUGCCGGUGGGGAUCAAAGCCUUCUGGAAACCUCCCUGCGGACGGCGAUGCCCGGAGGCAG
Charadrius vociferus (killdeer) is the source of this 2135-nucleotide messenger RNA. It is a transcript of the gene LIPG, whose product is annotated as lipase, endothelial. NCBI's taxonomy places the organism in Eukaryota, Metazoa, Chordata, Aves, Charadriiformes, Charadriidae. The record is from RefSeq and is a predicted model, not a curated record. Gene Ontology annotation, biological process: lipid metabolic process. The transcript is spliced from 5 exons. The annotation marks the transcript as partial. Gene Ontology annotation, molecular function: lipoprotein lipase activity.